GCUAUACAUCUUGUUAUUGGUUAAGUCCUCGAUCUCGGUAACAGCGGUUUGUACCACGACAUCAUACAUAACGGGAAUAUGUUCAAUGUAGGAAUACUAACAGAGGAGAAUUGACGGUAAAUCAAUUUUACCGAAGAGAUGGUGAUAAUUGAAGGAUCUAGCUGGCUGGAGGACGUCUCCAACGUUGAUCGAUCAUACAGUUCCUCCGUACUGACCACGACUGUCGCGACUCUGGUCAUCUGUCUGGCUACCUGUGUCAGAGAGAAAACAUCUAAGGCCUCUACCUAUAACACCUUGACCAGUACCUGUGAUUGUUACGACAGUCUAACCACUUCGACGUCAGUGAACGGAAAUCGACUUUGGACGCGUCACAUUGAAGGAUAUUUAUACAACAGUCAACUUGGCUGGUAUAUAAAAGUUGUUGCCGACCAAUGGAAUUCACACUGGGAUGCCGAGAGCGACUGCGCGGCGGAUGGUGGACGGUUGGUUGUUUUGGAUACCGUUGCUAAGCACACGUAUAUUACCGGACUACCAGAGGUGCUGUAUGACAACUACUACCAUCUUGGUGCGACCGAUGUGGCAGUCGAAGACACGUUCGUUUGGAGUACCGGAAGUGUAGUGUCGAGACAAUCUUUCCUGUGGCACGGUACCCAACCGGAUAAUAGGGGCUCUCAGAACUGUCUGGCAAUAUACAAAUGGUUGUACGAUGAUGUAGGGUGCAGCAGUGAUAUGAACUUUAUCUGCGAACUAGUAUAAUGUGGGAUACGUUGUCUAUUCGUAUUAUUUCCAGGAAGAGGAAAAAUAGAUAAUUUGCUGUACUUCCCGGAUAUCAGCCAACGCCAUGGUCAGUGUCAAUCAGGAAUCGGCCACCAAUAUCCCCUGAAAAUAGCCACCAAUAUCCUCUGAAAAUAGCCACCAAUAUCCCCUGAAAAUAGCCACCAAUAUCCUCUGAAAAUAGCCACCAAUAUCCCCUGAAAAUAGCCACCAAUAUCCUCUGAAAAUAGCCACCAAUAUCCUUUGAAAAUAGCCACCAAUAUCCCCUGAAAAUAGCCACCAAUAUCCUUUGAAAAUAGCCACAGAUGUCCCCUGAAAUAGUCACCAAUAUCCUUUAAAAUAGCCACUAAUAUCCCCUGAAAAUAGCCACCAAUAUCCUCUGAAAAUAGCCACCAAUAUCCCCUGAAAAUAGCCACCAAUAUCCUCUGAAAAUAGCCACCAAUAUCCCCUGAAAAUAGCCACCAAUAUCCUCUGAAAAUAACCACCAAUAUCCUUUGAAAAUAGCCACCAAUAUCCCAUGAAAAUAGCCACCAAUAUCCUUUGAAAAUAGCCACAGAUGUCCCCUGAAAUAGUCACCAAUAUCCUUUAAAAUAGCCACUAAUAUCCCCUGAAAAUAGCCACCAAUAUCCCUUAAAAUAGCCACCAAUAUCCCAAUAUCAGUAGUGUACCCAGGGAAAUCUUCCGCCGGUGUCCCCCGUGAAAUUAGCAGAUUCCUUCAAAAUUUAGAAUAAAAAUAGAAUUGACCCCGAAUCAAAUAGUACGACAGGUGGGAUGUCUGUGGGAUGUCUGUCAACAGGUGGGAUUUCUGUCGACAGGUAAUACCACACGAAAAUAAAUCUAUUCUGUUAUACAUUCUGUUGUAUUUUCUAUGUCAUUUAAUUAAUAUGAAGUUUGACUUUUAUGUAUACGUCCCGUUAUUCACAUAUAACUAUAAAUCAUAUUUUAUAGAGUAACACACAACAUGAUGCUACCACAAUGGAGCGCUGUCUAGAUUUUAUAUAAUUCAAAAUGUGAUGCUGAAUUUAUAUCAUCCAAUACCAUGACACAUUGAUCUAAACUACUGAAGUUAUUAAGCGAUUUCAUCCUUAUAUGU
Molecule: messenger RNA, 1867 nt
Organism: Pecten maximus
Lineage: Eukaryota; Metazoa; Mollusca; Bivalvia; Pectinida; Pectinidae
Product: C-type lectin domain family 4 member D-like
Exons: 4
Coding region: 139-756 (205 amino acids)
Source: RefSeq, a predicted model, not a curated record